UGCAAAAGUGCCUGGCAUAUAGUCGAGCCUGCGGUGUUAACGAGGGGGACAGAUAUGCCGGGCCGCCUUUAAAAGUGGCGGCCGGAGACGGCCGAGGCCUGUCGCUUUAAAAUGCCGCGCGCCGCCGCCGCUGGACACCGUGAUCGGCCCGCCGCGAUCGUCGGGUCGCCACUUCUUCCACCUUCCCGUGUCACCCUGUUACUUAUACUGAUGUUGUCGUUAUUGCCUACGACGUUGCUGUCAGUGAGUGCCGGUCCGAUACCCGAUCUCACGCGGGAGUACCGGAAUCUGGUGAUGUCGUCCGACAGCUCGACGACCGACAACUCAGCGGACAAUUCGACGGACGUCACAACCAACACCGACGUGUACGUGAUAAAAGCGGUGGUGUAUGAAAUCGGGAUUCUCACAGACACGGAUAACACGACGACGGACGAGAACACCGAGAGACACGAGAGAGUCGACAUAUCGCUGUUCGAUCCGCCGCGCGCGAACGACGAAUUCUCGUGACGGCCGAGGACGCUGUUUCCAUCUCUCUCGAAGUGAUAACGAGAAGGCAGGCGCAAGGUUGCACACUCAACAUGCAUUUGAGAACGUGAAGUAAAUGACGAAAGAUGACGGACAAUACACGCUAAAAACACGAGGAAUGCAGGAGAGUGGUAUUUUUUUUUUCUCUCCGUAGCCGCGCGCAUAGUAAAUUAUUCAUCAUGCGAACAACGCAUCCGGUAAGCGGGGAAUCACUAACACAACGUUGUUAUUAUUACAAUGAUAUUUUAUAACAUGUGACGUUUUCAAUGAUCAUCGUUCUUAAUAUUGUACACGUCACUGUUAACAAUAUUCGAUCGAAACAUUGAAAAUAACAAUACUCCCACGCUAUGAUUUUAAUAUUUAAGGACACGAUAUUAUCAAGAGUUUAGGAACAUUUAUAAAAUAUUAUAUCAAAAUGUUUACGAAAUCCGCAUAAAAUCAAUGUUUCGAUAAAAUUGACUUAAUGUUACUUGCUUACCGGAAUAGCACGUAGAGAUUCGCACAAGAGUGCGCAAGAAGGAUGUACGAUGUGUGAAGGAUCAACGAAAAAUUGUAAAGAAAGUAAAUCGAUCUACAAAGGAAAGACCUGAUUAUUAAACUUUCCGUUGUCGACGACGGCGCGGCGUCGGAACGAAAAUACUUUGGGAUUUAGAACAAUGUUUUAUUAUUUCAUCAUUUUAAUUAUGAACAAUAUCUCGUGUGUACAACGCUAUAAACACAUUGCUGCUGCAAAACCUGCGAGGCAGAAGAAAGUUUCACGGAACAAUCAGGUAACAUAAUUCGCAGAAUUGCCGUUUCGUCUUUUUUUUUCUCUUUUUUUUCCCCGUAGAAUGACGAGAGGUAUGUGUACCGAUAUUAGGUAUAUGAUAAAGGUAGAGCUCGGUCGAAGCAUGCGCAACAAGUCGAAGAAGGUGUAAGUUUUCCUGUGUGUAUUUUUCCGCUGCCGAUUCAACGCCAUUUAUCCUCCCUCCUCCCUCUCUCUCUUUCUGGAAGAUCCUCGUGAAAGACUUACGUAACAGUCGUUUAAACUCGUACGUAUGUAUACAAAUCUUUCCGCUCUUCUCUCCUCCCCUCCUCCUUCUUCUAUCUUUGAGGGACGUAAGGUAAGCGCGCGCAAGUUCGUCGAGAGAGCUCCCGUUUCAUACGAUAUCACGUGUAAAUUUUGUCCAAAUAUUAUAACAAAAGGUAAUAAAAAUACACAAUUUUCUCACACACACGCACGAACCCACACAUACACGCGCACGCACACUCUCUCUCUCUCUCUUUUAUCUUUCCGCCCGUAUCAUAUCGUUGCACUAACGUACGCUCAGUUAAACAGUAGG
This is a messenger RNA of Dinoponera quadriceps, 1847 nucleotides long. RefSeq lists its product as uncharacterized. NCBI's taxonomy places the organism in Eukaryota, Metazoa, Arthropoda, Insecta, Hymenoptera, Formicidae. The record is from RefSeq and is a predicted model, not a curated record. Bases 112 to 507 code for a protein of 131 amino acids. The transcript has 3 exons.